AUGGCAGCAGCAGCCUCAGUCCCUGACGCGAUAGCACCCACACAGAAGAAGCGACCCAGGCUGAAUCCAGCGCGACGAAAGACAGCCAAGGCCAAGGUGCAGUCUGAGGCAACACCAGCCGUGUCAGUGGCGAAGACAAGAGGCGAAAGCGCACUGGAAGUCAAGAAAUCGAGUCCGACCGCGAGCAUCAAGCCAAAGCCCUCGACAAGGCAGAACUCGAUCCCCACGGCGUGUUCAUCUAGUCAUAGCGUUGUGAAGCCGACGAGAGCGGCACCAAAGUCCUCUCAAAAGUGCCAGAACUCCGCGAAACAAGAUCUUCCUCCUCCUCCAGGAGCAGGUGGCGGAAGUAAUGCCAGUACUGUCGCUCUGGCAGCGCCCUCUUUCGUGACUGGGGGUCUUCUAGGCUGCGCAGCGGGCGCCGCCGUCUUGCUCGGAAGUGGUCUUUUAAAGAAUGCAGUCGGGGUCGAUUCUGCUGUCCUGGCUGCUCGCAGUGCGAAGGCCGUGCUGAACAACCUGAUCGACGACUCAAUCACGAGCAUGAAGGCCGGUACCUAUAGCUCCGCCGAUUCGCUGGACAUGCUGCGGAGAACAACCCUGGCAUAUGCAACUCUCGUACCCGGAGGUGCACCCUUUGUUGAGCGGAUGUUCCGUGAGGUCGAGAUGAUCCGUAGGCAGCGCGGACAUGAAGUGGACAAAGUCGUGGCUGAUGCCAGUGCUGAGCUGUCUGUCGCCGGCAAGAAAGGCGCGGGUCCAGCUGAGCUGCAAAGCAUCAUCGUGAGCAACCUGGUCAAGAUUUCACAAUUUGCUGGCACAGCAACGCAAGACAUCGUGGCUCGUAACCCACGAUUGAGCCCAUUCCGAGACGGUGCUGCCAAAGCACUGAGGCCACCACCUCAACCCAAGACACCUACGCUCAAGCUGAACAUGACGAUGAAGCAAAAGCAGACUGCCGCUGCGUGA
This is a messenger RNA of Fulvia fulva, 960 nucleotides long. RefSeq lists its product as uncharacterized. The record is from RefSeq and is a predicted model, not a curated record. NCBI's taxonomy places the organism in Eukaryota, Fungi, Ascomycota, Dothideomycetes, Mycosphaerellales, Mycosphaerellaceae. The transcript has a single exon. The coding region runs from base 1 to 960 and encodes 319 amino acids.